AUGUGGCGGCUCUUCGCUCCCUUUGCGACGGUGUGCUUCGCGGCGCCGGCAGACCAUUGGGAGCGGGUCAGGCAAGUUUUGCACCUUCAGCCGCUGAUCAAGGACGUCGCCCUGCUAGUGGGCGAUGGGCAACAUCGCCUUUUUCACAUGGAGCGUGGGGACAUGACUCUGGAGAAGCCGCUGUGGGUCGCCUCGUCCUCAAAGAUGGUCUUCGUCGUGCGGGCCAUGCAGAUGGUGGAGCAAGGGCUGCUGAAGCUCCACGACCCGGUGAACAGGUAUCUUCCCUACUGGGCACAAGACUCCAGUGACCCUCGUUCACAGGUUACUCUGUUCCACCUCCUCAGUUUCCAGUCUGGCUACACCUUCGGCCUGACAAAGGUGGAUUCGUGCUGGCUCAAGCCCUGGCUGAACUUCAGUGCGUGUGUCGAGCGCCUCUACGACUCCCUGCCGCUGGGGGCCGCCCCGGGCACUGUGUGGGACUACAAUGAGUUCCACAACCAGGUCGUGGCGGCGGUCUUGGAGAAGGUGACUGGCACCGACAUCUACACGCUCCUGUCCGAGGACCUGAAAUCCUGGAACAUGACGCAUAGCCGCUAUCCGCAUCACUUCGGGCCGGGGGGCCCGGAUGUGAGCGCCGACCUGGUGACAACGGCCGUGGACUACGAGCAGCCCCAUGGCCUCGGUU
Molecule: messenger RNA, 685 nt
Organism: Symbiodinium necroappetens
Lineage: Eukaryota; Dinophyceae; Suessiales; Symbiodiniaceae
Source: the annotation of a GenBank genome assembly